Macadamia integrifolia is the source of this 1242-nucleotide messenger RNA. RefSeq names its product importin-11-like. Gene Ontology annotation, cellular component: cytosol; nuclear envelope. Lineage: Eukaryota; Viridiplantae; Streptophyta; Magnoliopsida; Proteales; Proteaceae. Gene Ontology annotation, biological process: protein import into nucleus. The record is from RefSeq and is a predicted model, not a curated record. The transcript has 8 exons. Bases 235 to 1242 code for a protein of 335 amino acids. Gene Ontology annotation, molecular function: small GTPase binding.
GAAUAGCCCAAUUCCAUGUAUAAAUGCACGCCGGGGGACAGCCUCCCUCACCCUUACUAUUUCAUACACCUUUCCCUGGAGAACAAAGCAAGCCUAUCAAAGUGUCAAACAUGUCUUCCACUGGCCUACUCUACUAAAUUUACAAAUCAAUCUCUGUGGCAUCGCAUAGAUUUUCGGUGAUUGAAACAAGUUUCUUUCUCAUUUGUAGUGUGAUUGUUAAAUUCGUUCAGAGCCAUGGCUCUGUCUGCUUCGGACGUUCCUACGAUGUAUAAUUUGCUCACCAAUUCUUUGAGGGGAGACGAAGCCUUGCGUAAGCCAGCAGAGACUGCUCUUACUCAGUCUGAAAGUAGGCCUGGUUUUUGCUCUUGUCUUAUGGAAGUGAUUACUGCAAAGGAUCUAGCUUCUCAGGGAGAUGUACGCCUCAUGGCUUCAGUUUACUUCAAGAACAGCAUCAGUCGGUACUGGAGAAGUAGGCGUGAUUCACUGGGAAUGAGCAAUGAAGAGAAAAUACAUUUGAGACAGAAACUACUUUCACAUUUGAGAGAAGAGAAUUAUCAGAUAGCUCUCCAGUUGGCUGUUAUCGUCUCGAAAAUUGCUCGUAUCGAUUAUCCUAAAGAGUGGCCAGAGCUUUUUUCUGCUUUGGCACAACAACUUCAAUCGGCAGAUGUCCUUACAUCGCAUAGAAUUUUCAUGGUCCUCUUUCGAACCUUGAAGGAGUUGGCAUCUAAACGUCUUACUUCGGAUCAGAGGAACUUUGCAGAGAUUUCCUCUCAUUUCUUUGAAUAUAGUUGGCACCUUUGGCAGAGUGAUGUGCAGACCAUAUUGAGUGGUUUUUCUGCACUUGCCCAAAGUUCCACUGUGGUUGCUUCAGUAGACCAUCAAGAUGAUCUAUAUUUAACUUGUGAGAGGUGGCUGUUGUGUUCGAAGAUAAUAAGGCAACUGAUUAUUUCGGGGUUUCCGAGUGAUACAAAAUCAUUUCAGGAGGUUCGGCCAGUCAAGGAAGUCUCCCCCGUCCUCUUGAAUGCUGUUCAGUCAUUUCUUCUAUACUGUAAGAUCUCUGUCAUUUUGAAUUUUGCAAAUCCAAUAGCUGAAGAUAACUGCUUGCACAGUUUCUUGUUUACCGCUCUUCAGAUGUUCUCAUUCCCUCUAGGUUACUGUACUUUUUUACAGUUUUGCAUGGUUCAAGUUGCUUUGUUGUCCACAAAAUUGUUCUUGUUGCCAUUGUAUCUGUCUGUAACAUAA